GCUAAUGCUAACAGCUCGCCGGUGUUUCGCGGGCCUUGCAGACUCACUGGUAAACCGAGAGAAUUAAAUAUGUGUUUCUGAGCAUGAAUUCACCAGCAGGCCUUCUUUUACCACAUCACACCUCGUUUUUUCUUCGUUAGGGAUGCCUUUACUCGAGUAGAUAGCCGCUCCCUGAGCCGUAAAUUCCGCUAGCCGCUCAUGCUAACUCACCUCGUCAGUCCGGUUCUUCGAGUCUGCACCCUCGUUAGCCGGCGAGCUAAGUUAGGCUAGCGGGGAAAAGGUUCGAUCAGGAAUGGACCUGAAUUCGCGGACUCUGGGCAGUCGACACGAAUUCGUCCGGGAAUGUUGAGGGAAUGUCAAGACGACCAGUAGGAUACGACCGGGAGCAUCCGGCAGCUAAACUCGGCGGCGAGACCCGUGGAUGCCUGGGCUGACAGCUAGCUUAGCAUCAUCACGCUAGCUGAUACAUUCAAGUGAAAAUCCACGGCGAAGUCCCGGACACCGACUACGACGAGAGCACGAAAGAGCUCCUCUAGUGGUUCAAAUAGAAACACAGAAAAGUGGCCCAACCUGUUUUCAGUCAGAAACACAAAAACACCCUCAUCUAAUGCAUAGUUUAGCCGUAAAUCAGCAGGGCAGGGGCUGAUCCAGGGCGGAAACUUCAGCAAACUGAGACCGGGGAGGGACCCACAACCCCGGGCCAGGCCUCACCUUUAUGCUUACCUGUUGAUGAAUUAUUGUUUUGUUUAACCUCAGAACACUAAAAUUAGUAACAUUAGUGAUUUUUACCCGAAAUAAUAUACACAAGAAAAAAUACUUGUCCCCAAAAUAUCAAAAUAGUACAAUACAUGACAAAUUAAAGUAGUUUUCUUUUAUUUUUAACUGUGCAAUGUCCAAAGAGAGGGGGGAAAGUGCCAUAAUAAUAACUUCAUUUGUAUAGGACUUUUAAAAAACAGUUUACAAAGUGCUUUAACAUGUAGUCAUAGAGCACCUAAACAAAGUUAAUGAUAUAAAAUUGAGACUAAAAAGGUAUGUUUUGAGUUUGGUUUUAAAGUCAUUAAGACUAGUUUCAGUCCUCAGGUCUUCAGGUAAGCCGUUCCAUAGAUGGGGGCCAUAUUAAUAAAAAGAUGUCUCACCUUAUGUUUUAGUUUUAACUUUAGGGAAUGUUAACAGAGAACUUCCUGAAGACCUGAGGACUCGACCUGACUCACUGGACUGGAUUUUUCAACAAAAAGAUUUAGUUUACAAGUUAAUCUGAAUCUUUUAAAAUUUAAGAAAUUCAAUUAGAUCUGAAUCAAAUAAAUAACACUCAAAGUAAUCUCUCUUAUUUCAGCCGGACUAUCACUUUUAAGGUCAUUCAACUCAUGGACCAAUCAGAGAAGGGGACAAUUAUCUUCUCUGCAUUGCACCUGGUGGAUCUGCAGCUCAAGUCCUGCUAGCUGCAGACAUCAACACCCACUCACACCCUCAUUUUUCCUGUAAAAGCUGCAAAACCUAAAUGUUGAGAAUGGAGUCAUUGUCAAAGGUGGAUGAGCCAUUUCCUACACCUCCACCUUACUUCUUACCAGGUAAAGUCCUCUCUCAAACUGUUCGUGUUACACAUCUGUUUUCCCUCCACAAACGAAUGUAACAUCAACUUUUUUCAGAUGAAAGUCAGACAGGACAUCACGUGUCAGUGUACCACAUUCACUCUCCUUUCACCCCUCCACCACCUCCGUCCUUCUCCUUUUCCCCUGGAGUUGCCUGCUCCACCCAGAACAACACACCUGUACAAGGUAUGAGCACACUUAAUCUCCCUCCAUUCUGACAGUCUGGGCUUGAGUUUCACCUUUUGUUCACUUUAGAUUUCAGUACAAACUUUCCACAACAGCCAUUUCGGUGGUUUUUAUCACUGGUAUCACAGUUUAGAUGUGAGUGUUUUUUAUCCUUCUUUGUCCUUUCUCUCUAGUAGGUGCUCUGUCUACUCCUAGACCAAAGUUUGUGAGCUAUGAAACUCAGCUGCACCGCUACCCGGCUCUGACAACCUGCCCGUCCUGUCAGACUCAGGUCACCACACAGGUCACCUACCAGGUCGGCACUUUCGCGUGGCUCAUGUGUCUGGUGUUUGUGUUAUGCGGGUGAGAACAGACUCAUACAAACUGCCCUCUGUGUUUAAUCUAAUUACCCAGCAUCAAUCACCCUGCACACGCUCACAAACACACAGUCAAGCUGCAGAUAUUGAUGUUGUUUCCGUCUCCCAGGUUGCUGUUUGGAUGCUGUCUGAUCCCGUUUUUUGUGAACCGUUUCAAGGACGCCUUUCACACGUGUCCCCGCUGCCGACGGGUCCUUCAUGUGCACAAGAGGACCUGCUGUGAUUCAACGCUGAUAUGACUCGACUUCUUAUCGCAGCAAAGGUCCAAACUGAUGAUCACAGUGAAAUGAAUGUGAGUGUUUUAGAGUCAGUCAGGAUGACUUGAAUGUGAAGAUUGUGUUUGAAUGUAUAAUAUAUUAGGAGAAACCCAGUAGUCCCUAUUGUUUACAGUUCUGAGAUUUUUAACUCUGAUUUUUUUUAUCAUGUUUUGUAACAAAAACUUUCAAAUAAAUGUUUUUCUGUGG
This is a messenger RNA of Xyrichtys novacula (pearly razorfish), 2595 nucleotides long. The record is from the annotation of a GenBank genome assembly. Lineage: Eukaryota; Metazoa; Chordata; Actinopteri; Labriformes; Labridae.